Neoarius graeffei (lesser salmon catfish) is the source of this 4048-nucleotide messenger RNA. It is a transcript of the gene sack1d, whose product is annotated as family with sequence similarity 83 member D. The coding region runs from base 101 to 1774 and encodes 557 amino acids. The record is from RefSeq and is a predicted model, not a curated record. Gene Ontology annotation, biological process: positive regulation of cell cycle G1/S phase transition; regulation of TOR signaling; regulation of ERK1 and ERK2 cascade. The transcript is spliced from 4 exons. NCBI's taxonomy places the organism in Eukaryota, Metazoa, Chordata, Actinopteri, Siluriformes, Ariidae. Gene Ontology annotation, cellular component: mitotic spindle pole; cytosol.
GGGAUUAGUCAACCAAUACCGUGUUGCCGUUUGGGUCUUCGCAAACUGCAGAAAAUACCAAGUACACAUUAUUUAUGAUACAUGCAUUCAAAUUGCAAGUAUGGCUAUGUCGCAGUGUCUAGAGGAUUCACCGAGCUGGAGAAGGCCAGAGGUGCAACAGGAUUCAAACAUAAAAGAACUAUAUAAUGAAAGGCACCGACUUGCCUUGGAAACGCUGGUUUCUGAAGGAAUAGACUCCUUUACAGACUUUCUAAACAAGGAGAGAAUACCGAAUUUUCUAUCCGAUGACGAGAUCAAACAAAUCUCCCGUGCCGCAAUUGUACCGAGAUGCAUUUCCGUCGUUGGGGAUGAUUCACAUUUCGAUCAAUCCAGCACCUUGGACUGUUCGUCUGCCACGUAUUUCCCGGAGAUUUCCGACCUAGAGCCCCCGGUUUUGGAAAUGGGUUGGCCUGCUUUCACGACAGGAUCGUUCCGUGGAGUCACGCGUGCUGUAGCAUACUUCCAGCCAAGUUAUGGCGAAAGCAUUUACAGCUGUAAAGAAGCAGCAAGGAGGAUGAUAAAAAAUGCAAGAGAGGUGAUUGCCAUAGUAACAGAUUCGCUAACAGACUUGGACAUUUUCCAUGACCUGCAGGAGGCAUGCACCCAAAGUUGUAUCCCUGUAUACAUCCUACUAGAGCAGACAUCUCUCCCAGCAUUCCUGCAAAUGUGCAAAAACCUUAAUGUGCGACUUGAUGACCUCCAGCGUAUGAGAGUGCGGACCCUAACAGGUUCAAUCUACUACAUGCGAUCUGGUGCUCGUAUUACUGGGAAGGUUCAUGAACGAUUUAUGCUAAUUGAUGGGAACAGAGUGGCCACAGGCUCCUACAGGUUCAACUGGACUGAUGGUAAACUCAACAGUAGCAAUCUGAUUGAGCUAUCUGGCCAAAUCACAGAGAACUUUGAUGAAGAGUUCCGCAUCCUCUAUGCUCAUUCUCUCCCAGUCAACACAAGAUUAGCCGCUAGUGUUCAAAACAGUAGCAUCCAUAACUAUCUGCUACUCAAGCACCAAGGAACGCCAAUUUCCAAAGCAUCAUUCUCUAAACCAAUGUGCCUGACCAGCACACCCAACAGAGCUCAUAUCAAGCAGUCUGGGAAAGAAGGGGAGAUUGAGAGCAUUCCGGUAUCUGGCACCUUAACUAUUGAAGGGAAGCAGAUGGAGCAAGAUUUUGGACAUGAUUUGGCUGCUGCUGAAGAUAAUUCUCUGAAUUCUGAAAAAGUUGUCUCUGCUAACACUCUAAACACAGAAGCAGUGACAAAUUCGCCUAUCCUGUUCCUUCACACUUCCACACAGACCAGCUGCCUGAAUUUAGAUGGAAUAAUGCAGGUAAAAGCUAUCACCAUGCCUCUGGAUUCUUGCGCCAUAGCACUAAGCUCUGCCUGCAAUGAUGAGACAAGCAGCCCCAGCCAUUCAUCUGCCUCAAAAAACCCCACAGCCAAGGAUUGUUCUACUCAAGUAGAGGUGCAGCACUGCUCAUACAUCCAUCACACUAUUACUGCUAGAGGCAGCAACCUGAGGGACUGUGUCUGCAAACUGACCAAAGAACGCCAUUACCAUUUCUCUAUCAUUCGCGCUAAGCUAGACCACAUGAUAAUGAUGAUAUCCCAUGGGAGGGAGCAGGUGGAUCUUGCUGGUCAGCACAGGGGCUAUAAGAGUCAAGCAGAAGGCAGAAAGCUCCAUGGGGCGAAGGACAGUGUGUUGGUUGGGAUGUGGCCAAGGUCAAGGUGUCUGCAGUGAAGGGGAGAGAGGGAAGUAGAGAAGUCGUCUUUAAAUUUUGACAGGUGAACAAUAGUUUGAUUGACAGGUCCCCCCCUCAUUAUUAUUCAACCCCCCUCUAAUUAGGAAUGUGGGAGCGUGAUAACGUGGUCUAGAGACCCCCACACCCCAGUCCCACCCACUCCCUCCUCCUCAUUGUUUCCCUUUGUGAUUUAAGGCCUGAGGGUUUACGUGGUGAAUGAAUGCUCAGAAAAAUAAUCCGAUGGCGUCCGCUCCUAAAAGUCCUGGGGUCAUCUGUGAAGUACCGGUCAUGACAAUUCAGGAGUGCCAAUUGUGGUACACGCCUAAGAAAUACAUUGUGCACCUGCAGAGAUCCCAUACGGCACUGUCAGGGCCACUUAGUGUGGAAUGCAGUUUGGAAUUUGGUGGGAUGAUAGGUUGUGUUUAACUAUGCCUUAGACGAGCUUUGUGUUUAUCAUCUGGAGGACAGUGAAACUUUUGGUCCUGACACUGUAAAAAUUACUCUCAUAUCUAAUGACUGGGGUGUAUUGAAUCUCCUGGUGGCAGAAUGUCUCAAAGUAGAGCAAUUUAUGGGUCUGCAAUGCAGAAAAGAGAACGUUAGUGGUGAGAGAGGACCACAUUGUUCCUGGCUCUGAAAUCGGUGAGGACAAGCAGGAAAAUGACAAGGUGAACACUGUAUACAAGACUUUCAGAGCCAUGUGGGAGAGUAAGAGUGACCCCGCUGGUUGCUGGUUCCACCAUACCAGCUGCCUGAUGACCUGUGAAAAUGAACCAGUUUGUCAUUGAACACUUCAGUUCAGAUUGCAGAGUGUUUCAGACCACGUCAGAUAUCCCUAUCACUGCAUGGAUAAAGAUGCUUCAGGAGAAUGUGGGCAAAAUCACAGCUCCUGUUUCAUCAUAGUUGAUGUUAGAAGGAGAGUGUGGAAUUGCAAAGAAACUUUUUUUUUUUGGUAGGUGUGUACCAUCACCCUGCCCGGUCCAUGUCAUUGAUAACAAGGCUUGGAGCGGCUGACAGGCAGCAAUGGCUUUGGCGGGGGAUUCCAUCACGUCGCUACAUUUAGUGGAUUACUGGACUCCACUCGCAACGCUCCAUUCUCCCUCAGGCGGCGAUCGAAACGCCUCCUGGCUCUCCACUCUUAUUAGAACCAUCAUCUUCACCUCCAAGUUUAGCAGUGUCAGGAUUCCCACCAUCUGCUGGCUAUUCAGCACGUGGAUCCCCCAGCUCUAUGUGUGCAGAACAGAGUGAUGAACCAGACAGGCUACUGUCGUCUGUAUUUUUGGAUGCAGUGAAAUCAGCCUUUUAUUUAUUUAUUGGCAUCAGCAUGAAACAAAUCUAGAAGAAACAUCUGCAAUGGAUGUCAUAUCAAUCAUUCCAGUCAGAAACGGCAUGAAUGUUUAGAGGAAAUAUCCAAGGAUGUUGAGUGAAGCCACUUUGACAAGUUGAUAAAGACACUUUGGACCAACCGCUUUAUUCUGGCCAUCCUGUAACUGGACUUGCACUGCAUCAGAACCUGCAAAUCCAGAGUCCAAGGCAUUACAGAGGCCUUUCUAUAUGAACUAAAACAUGGCCAACAUUGUGGAGAGGAUUGAUGAGAUUAAUGUCUCGCUCCUCUCCGAUCUGUGAAUCAGGAUUGAAAAACUGAAUAAAGCUGUGCAGUACUGGAAAGGAGCUGACUAACUUUUCAGUGGUGACAAAAAAAAGGUAAUUGUGGAAGAAAAGUUUUCAGAGUUGUAGAGGAGUUUGUUUUUUAAAUGUCCAAGUUAAGUCACAUAUCAUUGAAAACAAUGCAAAUGAUGUUUCAAAGUAUAAAGGCAGGACAAGGGUCAGGGAUGUCACUAACUAGGCUGGAAGAAAUUUUGGAUAUCAUUAGGUCACAGUCUGUAUACACACUUUUGGUAAAUGCUUGUGCAAAUAUUCAAUUCACCACCUGGUACAUUUUGUAAAAUCAUUAAACUUGGGUGUCUCAAAAAUAAAUGUGUAUCAUGUGUUUAACCUGUCUGCUUUGUUUGUCCACGGUGAGUUACCACAUUAAAAAUAAUCAGUCUGGGACUUGGGUGAUUUGCAAACAUUGCAUAGUGUUAUUCGUUGUAAAAUUGGUACCGUUGUUUUCUCAAGACUUAAAGGCAAUAGUAUAAAAAAAAAGUAAAAAUGUAUACUAUGUAAACACAGGGUUCAAACAUCUUGCUCUUUAAAACGUAUAGAUUUUGAUUUUUAAACAUCUUGUUCUUGAAAGAAUGUAGUUUUUGUAUUAUUGGAAUAAAACAUUGAUUUUA